Molecule: messenger RNA, 2793 nt
Organism: Gadus chalcogrammus (walleye pollock)
Lineage: Eukaryota; Metazoa; Chordata; Actinopteri; Gadiformes; Gadidae
Gene: gxylt1b
Product: glucoside xylosyltransferase 1b
Exons: 7
Coding region: 136-1395 (419 amino acids)
Biological process (GO): protein O-linked glycosylation via N-acetylgalactosamine
Molecular function (GO): UDP-xylosyltransferase activity
Source: RefSeq, a predicted model, not a curated record
AGAAGAACAAGACUUGGCUGCAAUCAAUCGGCAUCGACUCCUGCGAUAUACCCCCCCUCCUUCCCUUUCCCUCCUGUUCUCUGUGUUAGGCCAAUUAACUUUUAAACCAUGAUUUCGUGGUAAAAAAUCUCGAAAAUGCGGCGUUACAUCCGUGCACUCUUCCUGUGCACGGUGUUUGCCGUCUUUUCGGGUUGGUACUUCUACAGUAAGCUAUUCAACACGGACCUCUCUCUCAGACAACAUGAUGCCGAUGCUGGCAGAGUUCAUAUCUCGUCUCGGAUCCAAGGUCCCAGGAUGGGACCUGCAGACAAAACAGCAGCGGAGAAGCCCCACUGGUAUCAUAGGUACAUCAUGCGCCAGCAAGGGGCCGAUAGUCCUCCCAGCCAGGCCGAGGCUCCCAGCAUGCACCUGGCGGUAGUUGCCUGCGGCGACCGGAUGGAGGAGACCCUCACCAUGGUGAAGUCUGCCGUCCUCCUGAGCUCCGGGAGCCUCCGCCUGCACAUCUUUGCAGAAGAGCAGCUUCACGUCGGCUUCAGGGAUAAGCUGGGCUCGUGGCCUGCGGCGGUGCGCUCCCGGUUCCGCUACACCCUGUACCCCAUCAGCUUCGCCGGCGACCAGGCGGCCGAGUGGAAGAAGCUCUUCAAGCCCUGCGCCUCCCAGAGACUCUUCCUGCCCCUGAUCCUGACGGACGUGGACUCCCUGGUGUACGUGGACUCGGACGUCGUGUUCCUGCGGCCCCCCGAGCGGCUGUGGGCCCUGCUGUCGCACUUCAACGCCUCCCAGCUGGCGGGCGUGGCCCCCGAGCACGAGGAGCCCCGCGUCGCCUGGUACAACCGCUUCGCCCGCCACCCCUUCUACGGCGCCACCGGCAUCAACUCGGGCGUCAUGCUGAUGAACCUCACGCGCAUACGCAGCGCCUACUUUAAGAAUGACUUGACCUCGGUGGGUCUGCGUUGGGAGGAGCUGCUGAUGCCCCUCCUGCAGAAAUACAAACUGAACAUCACCUGGGGGGACCAGGACCUGCUCAACAUCAUCUUCCACUACAACCCUGACUACCUCCUUGAGUUUCCGUGUAAGUGGAACUACCGCCCCGACCACUGCAUCUACGGCAUCAACUGUGCCUCGGCGGAGCAAGAUGGCGUCCACAUCCUGCACGGGAACCGCGGCGUCUUCCACAACCUGAAGCAGCCUGCCUUCAAGGCCGUGUACGACGCCAUCCGCCAGUACUCCUUUGGCGCCGACCCCAACGCCGGCCUCCUGGCCCCGCUGGAGGCAGCGCUGUUGAAGACCACCAACACCUACUGUGGUAAAUCCCACGCCCUGCUCACCAAGACGCUCGCCCAGAACCUCGACCGCGUCAAUAAGAACAUCCCACCCCCGCUGGGCACGACAUGAACCCGCGGUGCGGGCUGACGCAGCGUCUGUCGCGGGCGGCUUCAGUUUGGUCGCUAAGCUAAGCUAGCAGACGGUCACGUUCGGUCGCUCGUACCUGGGGGAAGCUAUCGAAGCUACUGAAGCUAGCGUACUGAAACCAAGCAAGGACAAAGCCGAACCUCGUCGUCCUACGACGUGCAAAGGAAAUCAAAGACGUGAGACCGUCCUCUCUCUGUCUCCAGCCUCAGGGUUCGCAGUUGGAAGAUCUCGGGGUCACUGAAGGACUAAGAAACUGGGACCUCGUAUGUUUUACGAAAGUGGGGAUGGCCAGCAGAUUGUUAAUCCUUUUGAUAGUUGAGGGGUACUUGAAGCUUGCUCACACGUGGGCCGAGUCCUUUCCCGCCCAAUCGCGUCUGAAUUAAUGUUCUCUCGGAGUUGAGAGUUUAGUAUUACUGUGCAGCGUCCAUUUUCGAUCUUUGGACAGGUAGGUGCGCUGGAAUAAGAAGAAUGUGUGUGUGUGUGAAUGAAUUUGAGACCAUUUGUCCAGUUCCUACUGAAUGUACAUAAAUAACUACUAACUCUCCGAGACUUAGAUGACUUCCUAGCGAAGGAAAAGGGCCGCCGCUGUUUAGUGGACUCCCAAUAUGGUGUCUGGUUCGUAUUUGCUUUUUUGUUUAAUUUUAAGAAGGCUAGCAAGGUCUUGUGUCUCAGGGUACUCUCUCUCUCUCUCUCCAUUGCCUCACAAUGCUUCACAUUAUUAAAAGUCAGUUCAGGUUUUAAUUAUGUGCGUCACCUAAUGAAAUAUAUUCUCUCUGAGUUUAAUAUAAAAAAGGACUGGGAGAAAGUGUCUUGAUAUUUGAAUAGGGAUUUUUCUAUUUUUUUCAAUUUUGUAGAUUUCUUUAAACAUUUGUAUUUUAUAAGAUUGGGUAAAAUUGGAAUUUUGUAAAGGUGGGCAUUGUUUUGAGUGUUUUGAUCUCAUUUAUAAAACUUGUUUUUACACUGGAAAAAGACGGUAAGAUGUCUGACAUAUUGUGAUAUCAAAUCAGUUUACUAUACUAUUGUAUUGGUAAGGACAGUACUAUAAAGAUCUUAAUCAUAUUGCACAUAUUUUUGAUCAGGACAGGCAUUUAAAAGACUAUUCACACAAUUGUUAUUUUUUAGUGUACUUCAGUUUCAUUAAUAUUUAUAUCAGCUAAAUAAAUGCAAUUUGCCUUUAUAUGUAACAUGUGAUCCAUGCACAUGGGUGUAAAUGAAAGACCUUUUUAAUUAUUGUUUAUAAGCUGAUUCCAAAGAUAUUUCACUGUUUAUGAUGACCUAGUAGAAAUAGGUGGCUUUCUUUGUCAUUUGUACUAUGUUCUGGUUUUUGUUUUCACAAUAAAAGCUACUUUGAUUUCUGUGAAAUUAAAUAAUGUAUUGUGU